AUUUAUAUUUAUGCUCCAAUGCUUGAAGACUUAGAAAUAUAUGAACGUCAAACUGCAUAAUAUCAUCCUCCUGCUUGUCAAUUCACGAUUUCUGGAAUGAGGCUCAAACUAUUUUCUUAUGAAGGUGAACUGAAAAAUGAUUACUGCAUCGAUGAUGCACCCUCUCUGGCUAAUGCAGUACUGAAUUUCGGUGGAAGAGUAGUCAUAAGAGAAGACGUAAGACAUUUAGAAGCUGCUUAUCGUGCACAAAAGCUUCUCAGGGGGCUUGCAAAUACGUUGAAAGAUUUAUGGGUAUCACAUGAUACCCUUCAUGUUCUCACCUAUGCAGAAGAAUUGGCUGCUCAUCUGCCGUUGUUUCAUAAUUUGAAUAAUAUAGAAGUGUUUGAUGAGCCAAUGGAUUCUGCUUGCAGAGGGCUACUGAACAUUCUCCAAAACUCGCCUCAUCUUGAAUCUCUUCAUUUUCUGGAGCGAAUCUGCCUGUCUAAGCAUGCGGAGGAACAUGAUAGGAUUUUCGAUCCAGUGCCUGCAUGUUUCUUGACCCACCUGAAGACUGUCAAAAUCUGUUUCUUUGAUGAAUCUGAAGAAGUGCUACAUGUUGUAAAGAGCCUGCUUGAAACUGCAACAGGCUUGGAGAAAUUAUGGCUUCAAUCCAGUGGGGGAAAGAGGAUUUAUGACCUGUUAUCAGCUCAUUCUGAAGGAUUAAUGAAUUGCAAAAUAGCUUUCUACUGUUAAUUUUUAAUUAGAGC
Molecule: messenger RNA, 746 nt
Organism: Durio zibethinus
Lineage: Eukaryota; Viridiplantae; Streptophyta; Magnoliopsida; Malvales; Malvaceae
Product: FBD-associated F-box protein At5g22730-like
Source: RefSeq, a predicted model, not a curated record